AUGUCUUUGGAGACACCUUUAGACCUAUUGAAAUUGAAUUUGGAUGAGAGAGUUUAUGUGAAGUUACGUGGCGCCAGGGAGCUGAUAGGCACUUUGCAGGCGUUUGAUUCCCAUUGCAAUAUAGUUUUGAGCGAUGCAGUUGAAACCAUAUAUCAAUUGGAGAGCGGUGAACUAAAAUCCACAGAGAAAAAUUCAGAGAUGAUAUUUGUUAGAGGUGACAGUGUCACACUGAUAACCACUCCUCCUGAUGAUGAAUGA
Molecule: messenger RNA, 258 nt
Organism: Torulaspora delbrueckii
Lineage: Eukaryota; Fungi; Ascomycota; Saccharomycetes; Saccharomycetales; Saccharomycetaceae
Gene: LSM3
Product: U4/U6-U5 snRNP complex subunit LSM3
Exons: 1
Coding region: 1-258 (85 amino acids)
Biological process (GO): P-body assembly; mRNA splicing, via spliceosome
Cellular component (GO): U4/U6 x U5 tri-snRNP complex; P-body; catalytic step 2 spliceosome
Molecular function (GO): RNA binding
Source: RefSeq, a predicted model, not a curated record